AUGGUCCAAAAUAAAGCGUGUGAUCUUUGUAGGCUGAAGAAAAUCAAAUGUAGUCGAGCCCAACCAAGGUGCCAGACUUGCACGCUAUUUCAAUCAGAAUGUCACUACUCAAAUCGUUCUCGUCGAAACAAGUUGGUUCAAAAAGACAAGGAAAGAAGUUUGCUAGACAUUUCAUUACCGAGUUCUCUUUACAGCUCUCGUAUUAGCGACGACAGUCCAGAAAUCAUUGACUAUUCAAUUUCUGUUAAACAACCUUCGACCGCAAAUAAAGUAAGUUGCAAGACAUGUACUGGUGAGCCUCGAAACGACAUAGAAAAGGUGCAUACCCGCCUUAAAUUUCUUGAAGAAAAGGUCGAUCUAUUGUUGGAUAUAGCCACCGAAAACUCCGAAGCCAAGAAUGAAAACAAGGUCAUUGAGCUCCCCUCUUUGAUUACUCAGAUUAGAAAUGCAGAAUCUAUUGUAUUCCAACAUAGACCAAAAAAUUUUAUGGAUGACUCACACCCUCAUAUUUUGAAUAUGGAAUGCUUAUUUCCACCUCUAUUACCUAGAUGGGAUAAUGCAUUUCAAGAGGUACCUAUGAGAGAGACUGCACUCGAGUUGAUUACAUCUUACUUCCAGCAUGUUAAUUGGUGGUGGCCUACAUUCAUAUUAGAUGACUUCAUGUACGAGUUUGAGAGCUUUUAUCUGUAUGGGUUUCACACUAAUAAUGCUUGGCUAAUCUCUUUCUAUUCAAUUCUAGCCCUUAGCUGCAUUCGAAAAAGGCUCAAUUCUUCAAAGAAACUUUCGGAGGCUUUUUUUUCAACUGCCUGGGUAUAUGCCCAAAAUUUCGAUUUCUUCCUUUCUCCUCAAAUCGAUAAAGUACAAGCAUUGAUUGUAAUGACUCAGUAUGCUGCCUAUCUAUCUGAUUCUUCUUUAUGUAGGGCUUUGUGUGGUCAGGCUUGCCUGAUGGCCCAACAAUUAAAUUUACACAAAAAGCCAUCUGACUCUUUGAAGCCAGAAAUAAAAGAAUCCUAUAAAAGAAUUUUUUGGAUGUGCUAUAUUUUAGACAAAAACAUAUCGUUGGUUUUUGGGACGCCCUCAGCCUUUCAUGACAACGAUAUAAACUGUGAACUACCGGACAGUAAGUUUGAACAUUUAUUUGGUGUGCACAAAGGAGGAGAUUCAAUAUUCAUUCCUACGGUAUCAUUGACAAUAAUUCAAAGUGAGAUCCGAACUCGACUGUACAGUGUAAAAUCUCCUAAGCAAAUGGCAGCAAGGGAGAAAUUUGUCUCUCCCAUACAUCAAAAACUGAUACAAUGGGAAGAAAGUCUACCAAACGAGAUAAAGUUGUUUCAAGAAAUGUUAUUGAACAAUAAAUUUUCCUUAAGUAUAUCACAAAGUGAUCGGUUUGAAUAUUUGACUUUUGCAGUAAUGGAAGUCUCUUUUUCCUAUUUAAAUACUAUAAUUGUGUUACAUAGUUCAUGUUCUCAGAAAGAAAAUCAACAACUAUGCAUUAAAGCAGCACGUGAAGCGGUUAAACUUUUGAAAAGCAGGCUCAAUGUCGAUCUCAGGAUCAACGUUAAAGCAGAUCCUUUAUGGAUGUUUCUUUAUUGUCCUUUUACACCAUUUCUUGUGAUAUUUGAUAAUCUCUUCCUUGACACAGAAAUGGACUCAGAGACAUUACUAAGUGAUUUAGAACUUUUGCAUGUCAUAUACGACUUCUUUCUAGAAAUGGGGCCGAUCAGCAGAGUGGCCUUGAAACUCGUUACAAUAGUUGAGAAGUUUCUAAAAGUCGCAAAAGAAACCUUUUGCGCAAAAAACUCCAAUAUUACAGAGACAGCUAUUAAAGACACCGUUGAAGGGUUCGAACUGGACGACUUUAACAAUUGGGAUCUCGACGGGAUAUCCAGUUUGUUGAGAAAUUUCUAG
Schizosaccharomyces octosporus yFS286 is the source of this 1908-nucleotide messenger RNA. RefSeq names its product transcription factor. The record is from RefSeq and is a predicted model, not a curated record. The transcript has a single exon. Bases 1 to 1908 code for a protein of 635 amino acids. Lineage: Eukaryota; Fungi; Ascomycota; Schizosaccharomycetes; Schizosaccharomycetales; Schizosaccharomycetaceae. Gene Ontology annotation, biological process: DNA-templated transcription; regulation of DNA-templated transcription. Gene Ontology annotation, molecular function: DNA binding; zinc ion binding; DNA-binding transcription factor activity, RNA polymerase II-specific.